Molecule: messenger RNA, 2525 nt
Organism: Oryctolagus cuniculus (rabbit)
Lineage: Eukaryota; Metazoa; Chordata; Mammalia; Lagomorpha; Leporidae
Source: RefSeq, a predicted model, not a curated record
AGACGGAGGCGAAGGAGGCGCGGGCCCUGCCUGUCCGUCAUGUUCUUUAUACACUUGGUUCACACGCCCCGGCCCGCAACGUGUGUUUUAAGCGGAGCCCGGUGUCUUUCAAGAACAUUCUGGUAAUGUCGGAGGCCUGGAUUUGUUGCCUGCUCGUCCCCCCGUGCAGCAGCGGCCUGUUUUCCUCCCCCUGUUGUGUGUGUUUUUAUUAUUUUCCCUCUGGCUUAGAUGUGUCAAUCAUUCUCUCCCUGCCAUUGGUUGGAUAGUUUGCGUCAAAAAGUUGCCAGAGAGGCGCUUUCUCAGCAAAUCUCCCUGAGAGCGGAACCGGCCUCAGCUCCGACUCAGCCUGCACUGUUAUGAAAAAUAAAAAAUCGCCAGCGCAGCCCUCACUCGCCACGUCCACUUUGAUAGCUGGCUACUUGGGAUUUUGAAGGAUAAUUCGAUUGCCCCCACCCCCUAACCUCCAAUGCGGCUGUGAGUUCCAUCACUGCAAACCCACCCACUGAGGACCCUGAACCUGUCCUCCCCCGGCGAAUCUAGACCUUCCGGCUGGGUGCCCCCGAUCUGGGCCGACUUUGUGCCACCAAACAACCUUAGCAUGAUGUCUUAUCUCAAGCAACCGCCUUACGCAGUCAAUGGGCUGAGUCUGACCACUUCGGGAAUGGAUUUGCUGCACCCCUCCGUGGGCUACCCGGGGCCCUGGGCUUCUUGUCCCGCAGCCACCCCCCGGAAGCAGCGCCGCGAGCGGACCACGUUCACCCGCGCGCAGCUGGAUGUGCUGGAAGCGCUCUUCGCCAAGACUCGGUACCCAGACAUCUUCAUGCGCGAGGAGGUGGCGCUGAAAAUCAACCUGCCCGAGUCCAGGGUACAGGUGUGGUUUAAGAACCGAAGAGCUAAGUGUCGCCAACAACAGCAACAGCAACAGAAUGGUGGUCAGAACAAAGUGAGACCUGCCAAAAAGAAGACCUCUCCGGCUCGGGAAGUGAGUUCAGAGAGUGGAGCAAGUGGCCAGUUCACUCCCCCCUCUAGCACCUCUGUCCCGACCAUUGCGAGCAGCAGUGCUCCUGUGUCUAUCUGGAGCCCAGCUUCCAUCUCCCCACUGUCAGACCCCUUGUCCACCUCCUCCUCCUGCAUGCAGAGGUCCUACCCCAUGACCUAUACUCAGGCUUCAGGUUAUAGUCAAGGAUAUGCGGGCUCAACUUCCUACUUUGGGGGCAUGGACUGUGGAUCUUACUUGACCCCUAUGCAUCACCAGCUUCCUGGACCUGGGGCCGCCCUCAGUCCCAUGGGUACCAAUGCAGUUACCAGCCAUCUCAAUCAGUCCCCAGCUUCUCUUUCCACCCAGGGAUAUGGAGCUUCAAGCUUGGGUUUUAACUCAACCACUGAUUGCUUGGAUUAUAAGGACCAAACUGCCUCCUGGAAGCUUAACUUCAAUGCUGACUGCUUGGAUUAUAAAGAUCAGACAUCCUCGUGGAAAUUCCAGGUUUUGUGAAGACCCAUAGAACCUCUUUUUGUGGGUGAUUUUUAAAUAUACUGGGCUGGACAUUCCGGUUUUAGCCAGGCAUUGGUUAAAAGAAUUAGAUGGAAUGAUGCUCAGACUCCUCUGAUCAAAGUUCCAGGAGGCAUAGAAGGAAAAAUGGAGGGCCUUAGAGGGGCCUGCCAACCAGCAACCUGAAAUGGACAAACCAAUCUACUUAAGAUCCUGUCAUAGUUUUAGAUUAUUGGUUUUCCUGAUUUGCAGAGUGAUCAAAAGCAUUCUAGCCAUGUGCGACCAAACACCACCAAAAAUAAACAAGAUGAAACAAAACUAAGCUGUGAGAGAAGGGAGGCAAGGGCCUAGCCUUCUUAAACAGAGGUGUUCCAAUGUUUUAGCCAAUCCUUGGUUGAAUCUUAGGAAUGAACAGUGUCUCAAGCUCAUUCACGUUUCAUGACCAACUGGUAGUUGGCACUGAAAACCUUUUCAGGGCUGUGUGAAUUGUGCGACUGAUUGUCCUAGAUGCACUACUUUAUUUAAAAAAAAAUAAUGUUCAUAAGGAGUCAAUAUGUAGUUUAAGAGACAAUCAGUGUGUGUCUUAUAUAAAUGGUACAUCUGUGGUUUUUAAUCUGUGCUAGACUUCAAAACUGUGAUCUCCUGUUCUUGUAUGCAACCAUGAACUCCACCUCUGCAGGAGUUCUUCUGUGAUUAAAUAGGUAAUAAUUAUAAGCAAAAUUCAGAGCAACUGAGUGCUACCUAAAAAAGGAUUACCUGUGGCUGGAGGUGAGCUGCACUGAAACUUCCUGGCGUCAUGUCUCUGGACAAGGAGAGUAAGAAGAGAAGCAAGGACGCUAACUCCUCUGUACUUUACUGUUGGUAAGCCUAGCAGUGAAGAGACGUUGGUCAAUUGCUCUGACCCUGAUGCUUUUUUAAAUUGAGAUCGUUGUUGUUUAUGCUUGCAGAUGUUAACUGGAAAAGUUAUAUAUGCAUAAACCUUUUCUUCCUGGAUUUGGCAGAUCUGUAUAAUUAUAUUAAAAUGGUUCUAGCACAA